Molecule: messenger RNA, 1715 nt
Organism: Diceros bicornis minor
Lineage: Eukaryota; Metazoa; Chordata; Mammalia; Perissodactyla; Rhinocerotidae
Gene: MRPL33
Product: mitochondrial ribosomal protein L33
Exons: 4
Coding region: 67-264 (65 amino acids)
Biological process (GO): translation
Cellular component (GO): ribosome; mitochondrion
Molecular function (GO): structural constituent of ribosome
Source: RefSeq, a predicted model, not a curated record
CUCCGGAAGCAGUUGUUAGUUGAGGGCCUUUGGGCUCGUUACGGAGACUGCGGGGGUCCCAUCGCCAUGUUCCUGUCCGUGGUCUCCUUUGCCAAGAGCAAGUCAAAAACCAUCCUGGUGAAAAUGAUGAGCCAAGCUGGGACAGGUUUCUCCUUCAACACUAAGAGAAGCCGACUGCGGGAGAAACUGACUCUAUUGCAUUAUGAUCCAGUUGUGAGAAAAAAAGUCCUCUUUGUGGAACAGAAAAAAAUACGCUCCCUCUAAACAAUGGAUUGAAAACGAAUUUGAUUUAUAAAUGAGAAGACUGAGGGCGGGACACUGAUUCAGAAAUUCUGGAGCAUGUAAUAAAAGAAGAGGAAAUGGCACGGAAUCACUGCCUCCUGUGAUUUGAAGGCCAUUGUGAAGGAAAACAAUGCAGUGAAAGAAAGUUCUUCAUAUUAGGACAUAUAUCAUUGCAUCACAUUUAUUUAUCUUUCUGGAUAUUUUUAUAGCCCUUAAUAAAACAUAUUAAAAUAGCCUGUGCUAUUGUCUCUUAGUGAUGUUUUCCCCUACUAUUUGAAAUAAAAAAACCAAGUACUUACUAAAAAAUACCAUUGUUUCAUAUAAGAGAAAUUUUUCCAUAAUGAGACUUGUGCAAUAGUUUCCAGUUUGCUCCUCCUUGUGCUUCAUAGAAAAGGCAGAGUCACACUCCAGUGUGAUCUUGAAAAAACUUCCGUGUAAUAACAGAGAUGGCAAGGGUCAACAGGAAAAAGAAGGGAGCCAGCCUCGUAACAAAAGAAACCAUGAGCACUUUUAUUUUUGUUUCUUGCUUAUAUAAUUAGGAAAAAUGCCAUUGGUCCAUAUUCUCAAACUCAGGUCACCAAAGCAGUAUUUAGGAUUUUCUAGGAAUGCUUUGGACUCCUUUAUCUCCUAGAUUUUUUUUUUUUAAAUAAGAGGAGCUAUAGUGCAUUUCCAUAAAGCCUCGGGCUUCCUGGGGCAUGGCAGUACCAAAUAGCUAACUAGCUUGGAAAUUCCACUGAUAAUCCCUAAUGUUCAGGUAAGGACUCCUGCUCUACCCGGAUCUAUAUACUUUCUCACUCAAGCUAUUGUUUCCCACAGAUUUUCAAAAUUGCUCAGUUUUCUCCUUAUCAAAUUUCUGCCUGAAGGUAAGAAGGAUCAGCUUAGAUUUUGUGCCCUGCUGGUUCAUGUCCUGACCCAUUUAAAGCAUUUAUAUGGGAGAAUGAUAGAGGGCCCACCAUGGCCACAAACAUUAAGCAAGCAAUGCUUUUCCAAAAUAACAGGUGUUCCCUCCCCAUGGCUCAAUGUGUCUCCGGAGGAAAUGCAAGAGCAGCUCUCUGGAAAUGGAAUUCGAUGUAGACAGUUGUUGAGACUUAGAGGCUUGUGGCAUUAUAGUCAGUCAGCUAUUUUCUGGUGUCUUUUGUUAAAGCUCUGGUUCAAAGCAAUAAUAAGUGAGAUCUUGGCUAUUUUUAGGCUGAAACUAUACACAAUGGUCUUGGGUUAUAAGAAAAAUCCUUCACUUGAUCCUAGCUAAGCCAAGCCUGAUGUAAAGGGUCUGUGACAUGCAUGAACCAUCUUUAAAAAAAUAAAAAUUAAAAUCUGGCUUAACAAAUGACUUGUCUAUUCAGCACAUGGGCUGACUGUGGCCCACAGGUGGUGUUUACAUUUUUAAACAAAUCAGUUGCUGAUACUUAAACACUGAAAAAUUUCAAUAAACA